UAAAAUACUAGAGGAUUGUAGCAAUUGUUUAUCUCCGGAUGGCACCUUGAGUUUCAUAUUUUAGGUAUUUGCCUUACAUUGUAAAUGCAGACGGAGAAUGUGUUUCCUCGCUACGAGAUGUCAAAUUAUGGCCAAGGAUUCGUCAUCAUUUAUCUGGACAAUAUAACGUAUGAUGAGACAAAACUUAUAUUCAGAGUAGAGGACGCGUUUUCAGACAACGAUUCAAGCCGUCAGCCAGCGACUAUUAAGAUUUACGACUACUACAAGCCAGAACGAUCGUGUAUAAAGCAGUACAGCAUCAGCUCAAACCAUGGACAAGGAAUAAAAUACACGUGUAUGGAAGGGAGCGACCAGUGUCAAUGCACGCAAAGUUGUAUGAAGCAAGUGAAUCAGGAGCUCUUUGAAAUGGCGCUUAAAUUUGUCUCGGAAAAAGAUGCUGCGAAACGACGGAAGCUUCCUAAACCAGUCGACACUCUGAUGGACUAUGCGUGCAACUUUAAGAAAGCAAACUUUGUUGUUAAAGUCAACGUGACAGACGUUAGCAAUAACCCUAAGAGGGAUGUAAUUUUUGCACACGCUGUCAUCUUGGAAGCACUGCUGCAAGGUAGAGACGCGUUGAGAGAGGGAGCCGACAUGGAAUUCGAAUGGGACGUGACAUGUUCACAUCCCGAACUGACUUUGGGAAAGAUCUAUUACAUAAUAGGCAAGGACGGGACUACUUUCAAUGUAAAUGGAAUGACGAGAGUGAGGUAUGACUUGAUGGGCACAGCACUUGUGAUCGACCCGGAGUUCAAACCACUUCUUAGGGUCCUAAUGCACUCUUUCGUAACAGAACUAAAGAUCAAUAAAGGAUGCCUUAACUAAGAGUCGAAGCAUUCACCAAUCACGUGAUCACAUUUGUCCGAAAUCAAUACUCGAGUUGUAUUAGAUUUAGAUUUUUUAUUGUUAAUUAUAAUAUUUGAAUAUUAAUUAAUAUACUAGUAUAGGAAACCGAGAUGAAGAUCGUCACAAUACUUGCAGACUUAAACCUAAGAAUCAAAAAUAGGCUUGAAACAAAAAUGUUCUAAGAACGCAUUUAUAUUUAAUCUACCGGUGUGUUGAAUCUUACAGGGUGUUCCACAUCUGAUAUCUAUAACAACCAUAUAUAAUGAUAUACAAAAAUUACCAGAAUAUGUCUAAGAUGUGUACUUUUAAGCCAUUU
Dreissena polymorpha is the source of this 1201-nucleotide messenger RNA. RefSeq names its product complement C5-like. The transcript has 7 exons. The record is from RefSeq and is a predicted model, not a curated record. Gene Ontology annotation, molecular function: protein binding. Gene Ontology annotation, cellular component: extracellular region. NCBI's taxonomy places the organism in Eukaryota, Metazoa, Mollusca, Bivalvia, Myida, Dreissenidae. Bases 85 to 864 code for a protein of 259 amino acids.